AUGGUCGGCCGGGCCGUGGCGGCCCACGUCCGAUUGGACUCUGGGACGUCCGGGUAUGUCUCGCGCAAGCACGCGAGCGUUGGCCCGCUGGGCGCUGACGAGUGGGCGGUGACCGAUGUCGGCUCAACCAAUGGGGUCUUUAUCAACCGCCGCCGCAUCGCUGCUCACGAGCCCGCUCUCCUUGCUGAUGGCGACCUCGUCACGUUUGGCGUCGCGUCGGGCAGGCAAGUGCCGAUCGGCGAGCUCGCGAGCUCGGAUGGCCUGUUUGUGUACCAAUACCGUGCGGCCCAUGCCGAGCCGCCGUCCAAGCGGCGGAAGCCGCUCGUGUCGCGCUCGCCGUCGCCCGCGCUGGAUGCGCUUGAGUCACGAGUCAUCGAGCUCGAAAUCGAGCUGGAGAGUCACAAGCUGCGCCUUGCCGGCAUGACCAGCGAGUUGGAGGCUGCGUCAGCCCAGUGCAAGCAGCUGCGAGAGGCUGCAGAAGGCGACGUCAAAACGAUUGCCGAGCUCGAGGGCCGUGCGACGGCGGCAGAGGCCGCAACCGCCAAGGCUGAAGCGGCGGCAGCGGCGGCCAAGGCGGUGGCCGGGUCUGCGGUCGCGCUCACGCUUGAGGAGCUGGAGGAAGAGUUCUCGUGCUCGAUCUGCCUGGAGUUUAUGGUGCAAGCGACGGCGGCGGCGCCGUGCGCACACAUCUUUUGCGCCGAUUGCCUCGAGGAGUGGUGCGCGCUGGAGGAGGAGGGGAGGCAGUCGUGCCCGCAGUGCCGGCAGCCGGUCUUGAUGCGGCUUCACAUGCGGUUGCUCGACAACACGUUGGCGCACAUGCUGGCCAAGGUCGGCGGCUCGGCGCUGCAGGGAUACAAUGCCCGUGUCAGUGCCUUUACCCGCAACGUCCAGCACUAUCGCACGCUGCUGAGCGCAGCCGAGCAGGCGCGGACGUCGAGGCAGACGUUCCUCAACAUCAAGAUGCGGUGGACGGCCAAAGAGCAGAACACCUUUCAGCGCGGCCUCCGCAAGUACCGCGGCAAGGCGCGCCAGCUAUUUUGCGAGCUUGCGGGGCUCACGCCGGCGUUUGUCGCGUCGGCCUCCAAGCCGGUCCUCCUCGUUGCCGCCAGCAACCUUCGCAUCAAGGACGUGACCGACGCCUCGACCAUCGACGCCUGUCGCACCGCCAUUAUCAACAUGCUUAAGGGUCUCCGCUGACCGUCCGCCGGUACAUGGCGUCGGCGCGGAGCACGUACUUGGGAGCUUGGCCUUGGACCCUCGAGCCGGCGUGGAUGAGCUUGUGGUGAAAGGCCACCAUGCGGCCAGGCGUCGGCUCUACCCUCGCAACCUCGCGCAGCGCGGCGCCGUUAAACAUCCCG
Molecule: messenger RNA, 1358 nt
Organism: Thecamonas trahens ATCC 50062
Lineage: Eukaryota; Apusomonadida; Apusomonadidae
Exons: 1
Coding region: 1-1197 (398 amino acids)
Biological process (GO): protein ubiquitination; mitotic cell cycle checkpoint signaling; ubiquitin-dependent protein catabolic process
Cellular component (GO): nucleus
Molecular function (GO): protein binding; ubiquitin-protein transferase activity; metal ion binding
Source: RefSeq, a predicted model, not a curated record